Messenger RNA from Capronia epimyces CBS 606.96, 7611 nucleotides. RefSeq lists its product as uncharacterized. The record is from RefSeq and is a predicted model, not a curated record. Gene Ontology annotation, molecular function: hydrolase activity; fatty acid synthase activity; 3-oxoacyl-[acyl-carrier-protein] synthase activity. The transcript has 5 exons. Bases 1 to 7611 code for a protein of 2536 amino acids. Gene Ontology annotation, biological process: fatty acid biosynthetic process; secondary metabolite biosynthetic process. NCBI's taxonomy places the organism in Eukaryota, Fungi, Ascomycota, Eurotiomycetes, Chaetothyriales, Herpotrichiellaceae.
AUGGCUAGUGAAGGUAGAGACGCCGGCUCGGCCUUACCCUCGCUUAUUGCUUUUGGGUCCUUGAACACAUGGCCAGCGGAGCAUCAGCUGCAACAGCUGAGAACAGUGCUGCGACAGUACGCAUGGCUGCGGCCAGUUGUCGAGGCUGUCUACGAUCUUCCAGUGCUUGGGAGGGCCUUGGUCGGCAAGGAUCCACGGUUGGACAAAUUGGACCCCCAGGCUGGCGCAGAGCGAAUGGCAGAAUGGCUCAGUGGCGGCAUUGUGGUGCCAGAGCCUUCCAGAAAGCGGAACGCCAUGACAAUGACCGUGACGGUUAUUGCGCAGGUAGUGCAAUACUUCACUUAUCUGGAGCAACUCGACAGUCCCAUCAGCCACUCCUCAGUCUUGAGGAGUGUCGCUGCCGGUGGCGGCAUCCAAGGGUUUUGCGCCGGCCUGCUGAGCGCUCUGGCAGUGGCCAGUGGAGAGACAGAGGACGGGGUGGGCAAGUUUGCAGCCAUAUCGGUUCGCCUGGCAUUCUGCAUCGGCACCUAUGUCGACCUUGAUCAGAGUCCAGAUGACGUUGAUGCUGGAUAUUCCACCCUCGCGGUGAGGUCCAAGUCACCAUCAGCAAUGGAAGGUGUCCAACGGUUGCUUGAUAACCAUCCUCAUACUUACAUAGCUGUUGACCGAGACGCACGAGAUAUCACCAUCACAACUCUUACAUCGGUUGUGGACUCCCUCCGCACGGAGUUGCUUGGCCAUGGACUUUCUGUGCUCGACACCGGUCACAGAGGGCGAUACCAUUCUGACGCAAACAGAGAUGUCCCGCAGAAGAUCCUCGACGUAGUGCAAAAGCACAUCGUGGCAGGCUUUGGCGGCCACGGUCUCGUAAGGUCCAACACCAACGGAGAAGUCCUGGCCGAUGAGGAUGGUAUCCUUGCUGUUUUGAGGUCCAUCCUCGUGGAGCGGGCGAAUUGGUAUUCCACAAUUUCAAAGGCUGCUGAUCUGUUAACAUCAACCCCCAAAAGUCCAUUCAUACUCGCAAUCGGUGCCGUUGCCGUUCCAUUGUCAAUUGCACGGAGCUUCGUAGUUACGAGGAUAGCCAUUGGGUCGGCCCACAGCGGUCUAUCCAAAGAGGGCACGAUAUUCACAAGUCCCCCGGGCGCUGAAGCAGCUCCGAACAGGUAUCCCAACAACGCCGUCGCCGUUAUAGGGAUGUCCUGCAAAUUCCCUGGGGCAGAUUCCAUUGACGAUUUCUGGGCCAUGCUGACGGAGAGAACCUCCAUGCUUGCGCAAAUGCCAUCGCAGAGAUUCAAGACAGAAGGUCUGGCCAGAGCGAGUGGCAGUCUUCGAUUCUGGGGCAACUUUGUCAACGACAUUGACGCCUUUGACCACAAGUUCUUCAAGAAGUCGGCGCGAGAGGCUGCCUCCAUGGACCCUCAGCAGCGUCUCCUGCUUCAACUCACAUAUGAGGCUCUAGAGUCGUCCGGAUACUUCGCCGAUACCUCGCGACCGCGCAACAUCGGCUGCUACCUGGGCGCUUGUUCCACAGACUAUGACAGUAAUGUGGCGUCCCAUGCUCCGACGGCAUAUGCCACUACUGGUACACUUCGGGCGUUCCUGAGCGGCCGGUUAUCCCAUUAUUUCGGAUGGACCGGUCCGUCUAUGGUCUUUGACACUGCGUGUUCGUCCUCGGCAGUGGCAAUCCACACAGCGUGCACAGCCUUGCAGUCGGGCGAAUGCAUCCAGGCUCUGGCGGGCGGUGUUACUCUGAUGACGAGUCCCUACCUAUAUGAAAACUUGUCGACGGCUCAUUUUCUCAGUCCCAGCGGAGCUACCAAGCCAUUCGACGCAAGGGCCGAUGGUUAUUGCCGUGGAGAGGGUGUCGGCUUGGUCGUUCUCAAAAAGCUUUCUGACGCGCUGGCCGACGGGGACGAUGUCCUUGGUGUCAUCGCCAGCUCGGCCGUCAACCAGAACAGAAAUUGCGUGUCGAUUACCGUCCCACAUUCGGCUUCACAGUCUGAAUUGUACUACCGCGUGGCGAAGCAGGCCGGUAUUUCUCCUCAACAGGUCACCUUCGUGGAGGCUCAUGGCACUGGCACCCCGGUUGGCGAUCCCAUCGAAAUGGAAAGCAUCAGGCAGGUGUUCGGAGGGACCAAGAGAACUUCGCCGUUGUUUGUCUCGUCGGUGAAAGGGAACAUAGGCCAUCUUGAAGGCGCUUCCGGGGUUGCCGGCCUCAUCAAAGCCAUCUUGCAAAUGGAAUACCGAACUGUGUGUGCCCAGGCGUCUUUCCAGAGUCUCAACCCUAAGAUCCCGGCGUUAGAGCCAGACAACUUGUGCAUACCAACAACCAACCGGCCUCUGCCAGAUGAAUUGUUGACCGCCUGCAUCAACAACUAUGGCGCAGCGGGCAGCAACGCGGCCAUGAUACUUAUUGAAGGGCCGCCCAAGGCGAGCCCAUCACAUGGAGGGCUCGAUUCCAGCACUUAUUCAGAUCUUCGGAAAUACCCUAUUCAAAUCUCAGCUUCUUCUGCAACACAUCUCGUCUCCUACUGCAGAACACUGGACGAAUUCUGCCAGAGGAAGCUGCCAUCAGCCAGCAAGGCAGGAUUCCUUCCAAGCCUGGCAUUCCAUCUGGCAAGGCGCCAGAAUCAGGAGUUGGGGUACAUGCUGAAUAUAGCAGCGACGAGUAUUGCCGAGUUGCAAAGCCAGCUCCAGCGACAAUCACAAGGAAGCCACACCAUUGUACAGCGACCAAAAGCGAACCCCGUGAUUCUGUGUUUUGGGGGCCAAGUAAGCGACCGCAUCGCUCUGAGCAAGCGGGUGUGGCAGCAAUCUGCUUUGCUCCGCUACCACCUGGAUGCUUGUGACAAGCUUCUCCGCGUAAUGGGAUAUCCAGGUCUCUAUCCGGAUAUUUUCCAGGUCGAAGCAAUGACAGAUGUUGUUGUAUUGCACUCUAUGGUCUUUGCCGUACAGUAUGCCAGCGCUCAGGCGUGGAUCGAGUCUGGUCUAAAAGUCGACAGUCUUAUCGGCCACAGCAUCGGUCAAAUCACUGCCCUCUGCGUGUCAGGACAGCUCUCUGUGCGAGAUGGUCUCAAACUCAUUGCGGGAAGAGCCUCAUUGAUUCGAGACCACUGGGGGACCGAGAGUGGCACCAUGAUUGCUGUUGAGGCCGAUGAGCAGACCAUCGAGGAGCUUACAAGCGCCAUCGUAUCCACGAAUGCGACGCACAAACCUGAAAUUGCGUGUUAUAACGGACGGACGUCUCAUGUCGUUGUGAGCGACAAGGCAUCCGCUAAAAGGCUCGAGGCCGGGCUUGUCCAGCGCAGGCUAAGACAUAAGAGAUUGAAUGUGCCGUACGGCUUCCAUUCCCGAUUCACAGACGUCUUGAUCCCACAACUCGAGGAAUUGGCUUCAUCUCUGAACUUCCAAGAUGCCAAAAUCCCGCUUGAAGCCUGCUCGAGGGACGAUGGCUGGGUCAAAGUCACUCCACGGGCUGUCGCCCACCACACGCGCGAUCCGGUGUUCUUCGGCAAAGCAGUUGAGAGAUUGAGGAGUCGAAUGGGCCCCUGUACGUGGAUCGAAGCAGGUUCAGACUCGAGCAUUGUGGGAAUGGUACGAAGAGCGCUAGGCCAGUCGCCAGACUCGUCCGACAAUUUCUUCCCCAUGCAGUUGAACAAGUCUGACUCGCUGGAGCAGUUGGUCGACACAACGAUGGGGUUGUGGAACUGUGGCCAGCAGGUACGGUUCUGGAAUUUUCAUCGGCGGCAAGCAUCCAACUACGAUCUCUUGCGCCUGCCAUCCUACCAAUUCGAGAAAUCGAGACACUGGCUGGAGUUGGUUACGACUCCUUUGGCAAGUGAAGACAGCAAGACGUCUGCCGCGGUGGCCGACCCAGCAUCGUUGACAGUCGAACCAGCGCUACUCACACGAUUGAUCCACACGAAUUCCCAAGGCCACAAAUUCAGCAUCAAUCCCACAAGUGACGAAUACCGAAGUCUGGUCCAGGGACACACCAUCCUAGGCAGGCCUCAAUGUCCUCCGGCCAUGUAUCUGGAAAUCGUGACCAGAGCGGUGAACACGGUUGAAAAGUUUGGUACAGAUUCCUCACUCUCCUUCCGGGGUUUCAUCAAUGAGGCUCCAUUAGGACUGGAGGUGGAUCGCAAUGUCAGCCUCCAUCUCGAACAUAAUGACAGCAACUGGAGCUUCAAGAUCAUCAGCGAAUUAAUCUCUUCGCCCAGAGCCAAGCCAGCAGAGCCAGUGUGCCAUGCGUCGGGCUUUGUCUCCCGGCAGGAUUCUGUCAAAGGUGUCCACGAUGAAUUUGCGCGGUAUGAAAGACUGAUCGGUCACGAAAAGAUCACCAGUGUAUGGAAUGAUGCCCAAAGCGAGUGUCUCCAAGGUGCCAUGGUGUACAAGGUCUUCUCUCCGCUGGUGCAUCACGCCGAAUACUAUCGCGGAGUCAAGGGGAUCGCGGCCACGGCGGGAUUGCUUGCUGGAAGGGUUUCUGUGCCGAAACAAGUUCCAGAGUCUAUGAAAAAUUCCACUAUUCAGCCACAUAUUCUGGAUAGUUUCAUCCAGAUUCCGAUUCUUCACUCGAAUUAUGUCAUGGAUUGCGCUAGGGGCGACGUCUUCUGGCUGAUGGAGAUUGCUCGUCUUCAAUGGGGGCCUGGUUUCAUGCUUCAUGGCGGUGGAGUCUUCCCCAAUGCGACCUGGGAUGUGCUCGCCUUCAGCUCGACAGAAAGUAAUGAAGAGGCGGUCUAUGAUAUGUUCGUGUUUGACCCUGCCUCAAAGAAAUUGGUGAUGCUGGUAUUAGGAGCUCGGCUUGCGAAGGGCCAGCUGGGCUCGCCGAUCAAGGUUUCUCCACAAGCAAACGAGGCUUCUGCUGGGUUCGUAAAGGUAGAGCACGGGGCAAAGACUGAUAAUCAAGACCCGAAAUCAUCCCAGACAACCAGGCACAUUGACACCCAUUCACCGGAUAGUGACAGUUCAAGCACGUCGUCGCCCACUGGACUUUCUGGAUCGAGGGUAUCAUCUCCAAACGCUAGUGCGAUAACGACCCCAUCAACGACGCCGUCGGCGCUGCGGAUCACGGAGAAGUUGUCCAAGCUGGUUGCAGAACAUCUCGAGAUCGAGGACAGAGUGACGAUGGACACGAACCUCGUCGAUCACGGGCUCGAUUCUCUGCUCUCCAUUGAAUUGGGAAGCGACAUCAUGAAGCAUUUCUCGGUUGAAUUGGAUAUGGAGAAGAUCCAUUUCGAUUUCACCUUUGGCGAUCUCCUCAAAAUGGUCUUAGAUGAUGGCGAUGCCCCUGAGGAUUCCAAAAGCAGGGCAGCAGUACCUGUGACAACGCCAGAACCCAUCCAGCAGGCGCCUGCACCAAUUACAGGAUCAAGUCCCAGAACAGCUGCGGAUGCGCCGGAUGAGGAGGGCGUGCUGAGGGAGACGCAGCAGAUCUUCGAGGAAAUUCGCUUUGACUUCGACAAAUAUGCUGAGCAGACCCAAUUCAAGGACUUUUGGGCGAAUGUUUAUCCCAAGCAAGCAAAUCUGGUUCUUUCCUAUGUCGUUGAAGCAUUGCGUAAGCUUGGUUGUGACUUGUCGAGUCUGAAACCUGGUCAGAAACUGCCGUCCAUCACGGUUUUGCCCAAGCACACUCAUUUGCUGGCUCAGAUGCACGAGAUCCUGGCUGAUGGAGGUCUGAUCGAGCGCCAAAAUGAUUCCACGCAUGUGAGAACAGCAAAGCCGGUCGACCCAACUCCAGCCGCAACGCUCUUCGAAGACAUGCUGCAACUUUAUCCGGCCCAUGCUUCCGAGACCAGACUUCUCAAUGUGACGGGUUCUUGCCUUGCGGAAUGUAUGACUGGCCAAGUCGAUCCGCUCCCACUCCUGUUCGCCAACAAGAGAAACAAGGAGAUAGUCGCUGAUGUUUACGACAAUGCACCAAUGUGCCAGGCGUCUACCCGCCUCCUUGCCCACUAUUUGGCGAGAAUGUUUUCGACAUCCCAGGGCAUCUUUCGCAUUCUUGAGGUAGGUGCUGGCACGGGUGGGACAGCCAGAUACCUUGUCGACUUUCUCGCCGCCAGGGGCAUCAAGUUUGAGUACACGUUCACCGACAUUUCGCCCUCACUGGUUGCGUCCGCGAAGAAGAAGUUUGCCGGGAGAGAGCAGAUGAAGUUCUUAAUUCUCGACUGUGACCGUGCUGCGCCGGCCGAACUUCACAACCAGUUUCACAUUGUCAUUGCCACCAACUGCAUCCAUGCCACGCCGAAUGCAGGGUCCGCCGCAGCAAAUAUUGUUCCGAUGCUCCGCGAUGAGGGUGUCUUCUGCCUCGUUGAAUUCACUAGAGGUUUGUACUGGUUCGAUCUUGUUUACGGGCUUUUGGAAGGCUGGUGGCUGUUCAGCGACGGACGUCGACAUGCUCUCGCGGACCAAUGGUUCUGGAACAGGAGUCUCAGAGCAGGCGGGUACAGGCAUGUCUCUUGGACAGACGGCAAUACCCACGAAGCCCAAACCAUGCGUGUGAUCGCAGCUUUCAAGCGUGAAGCCACACAGAGCAUCCCCGGGUCUCUGGCGCCCAGCCUGGUCAAGAGAGCAGGAAUACCGACCGAGACAUUCACCUGGAAGCACGUAGGAAAGCUUUCUCUGCAAGCCGACGUGUAUUACCCAAAGACACCCGAUGACCCAGCAAAGAAGAGGCCUAUAGCCAUGAUGAUCCAUGGUGGAGGUCAUUUUCUCUACGGACGUAGAGAUAUCCCCAUGAAACAUGUCCGAGUGCUGCUUCAACGAGGAUUUCUCCCCGUGAGUGUUGACUACAGGCUGUGUCCAGAAAUAACUCUGCUCGAAGGGCCUGUUGAAGAUUGUUGCGAUGCACUGCGGUGGGCUCGAGAAACCUUGCCUUUCGUGCCUCUGGGCGUCCCAGGCGUCACCGUGGACCCUAACAAGCUGAUCGCGCUGGGUUGGUCCAGUGGUGGGCAUCUGGCUAUGACCCUGGGACACACGGCUGUCGGUCGUGGUAUCAAGCCUCCUGAUGUGAUUUUGCCAUUCUACUCCCCAACAGACCUGGAAUCAGACCACUGGGACAAGCCCAUCUAUCCAAAAGCAGCAGAAGAGGAGCCGACUGAAGUGUGGGGAUUCCUUGACGGCGUCUUCGAAGAGCCAAUACUCGACUAUGCGCCCGUCAACAAUAAGAAAGCGGCAGCUCUGUCUUUGACCUUGCAGGAUGACCGGGCAAGGAUCAUCUUGCACAUGAACUGGAAGGCACAGACGCUGCCGGUCAUGUUCCAUGGCUUGCCAAGCAAGAAUCGAGUGGCCGAGGACGACAACACGGACUGGAAAGCUCUGCCCAAACCUCCUCUUGAGCAGAUCAGAGCUGCCAGCCCUUACUGGCAGAUCCUCCAAGGUACCUAUCGAACACCCACAUUUAUGGUGCAUGGCAACCGCGAUGACUGGGUCCCAUGGCAAAUGAGCCAAACGACGAUCCAGGCUUUGAAGUCCCAGGGUGUAGAGGCGGAUAUUGAGAUUGCAGACCAUUGUGGCCACGCCUUUGACUUGUUCACGGUGGAGGAUCCGCUAGGGACCGGUUGGACCGCGGUGGAACACGCAUACGACUUUGCCUGUCGCGUGCUUGGUCUCUGA